AGAGCGUGUCCGUAAGACGGCUCCCGCACCACCAGCAGCAGAGCGUGUCCGUAAGACGGCUCCCGCACCACCAGCAGCAGAGCGUGUCCAUAAGACGGCUCCCGCACCACCAGCAGCAGAGCGUGUCCAUAAGACGGCUCCCGCACCACCAGCAAAAGAACAUUUCACAAAAUUGCCAAAGCAACAGCGACGAAGAGCGAUGCGGAAAGCCAGCAAAAACCAAAGCGCAUUACUCUCUGGUGAAGAAGAAAAAAGGAAAAACACCCAAUAUGAAAGGAAAAAAUACAGCAGCUGUCCAGAAUUUCGGAGAAAAAAGCUCCAAGCACAAAGGAGAAGAUAUGCCCAAGACAAUCUCCAUCAGAAACAGCGAUUACUGUCCUUCAAACGUUACUAUGACAAUGUUCAAGAUAAGAAGAAAGAAGAAGUCAUCCGAAGAUACAGGGAAGAUGCUACUUUCAGGCAACAACGGAAGACUUACAUUACAAAGAGAUACAAGGAAGAUGCCACGUUCCGCACCAGACAAAAGAAACACAUUACAGAUAGAUACCAGUCAGAUGCAGCGUUUCGGAGCAGACAAAAAUUUGGCAUGUCUCAGAGGUAUAACACGGAUCAAAGCUAUAGCCAAAAGAAAAAGCAAGAUUUCAAUCUUAGAUAUCACAGUGAUCCAGAAUUUAGACGUCGUUUUAAUCAACGUUGUAACCAGCAGAGAGGAACCAAAUUGGCCACAAAUGCUGCCUUUAGCAUAUUUUACAAGAUGCAGAGAGCUCUUCGAAUCAGGAGAAAAUACAGACAAAUUGUGCCCCACCGCCCCCAGCCCCUUAUUGAUCCGGUGAUGGAAGCAGCCAUAGCUGCCUUUCGUGAGUCCAUUAGACAUGGACCCACAUACAUUUGUACUGUUUGUAACAGAACCAUGUUUCCUAAUCAGGUCAAAGAAUGCAAAAGACAAAAAUAUUGUAAACACGCAAAAGUCGCAGCAGCAUGCUUGACAGGAAACUAUGUUCACUUUUGUGACAGUGACUGCUCUACCCCUUGCUCUGUGCCACAAGAAAGACUGCAUGAGUGGAUAUGCUACACCUGCGACAGCCACCUUAGCAGAGGAUGCAUACCACCCAUGGCAGUCGUAAACAAUUUGGAGUUGGCGCCCAUCCCCCCAGAAUUGGCUGCAUUUAAUGUGCUUGAAAGGCAGCUGAUUGCAAAAAUCUUGCCAUUUGCAAAAAUUGUUGCUCUGCCAAAAGGCCAACAGAGAGCAGUCCACGGAGCUGUUGUGUGCGUUCCAUCAGAGGUGGAAGCGACCGUCAACAGUCUCCCAAGGCCCAGAGCAGAAGUGCAGCUGCUUCAAGUGAAAUUGAAAAGGCACAUCAAAUACAAAGGUUACCAGCACUUUUACAACGUUAAUAUGAAGAAUGUGCUAGCUGGCCUUGCGAAAUUAAAAGAGACACAUUCAGAAUAUAAAGAUGUGUUUAUCAAUGAGACUGCAACUUUUGACUGUCUGCUCGAAGAAGAGGAGCCCAUCGAAGAAGAGGAACCCAGACAGAAAGAGGAGCCCAGACAUGAAGAGGAGCCCAGCAUCCCAGAAGAAGAUCGGGAUGUCGAUUUAGAGGAAAUUUUUAAAAGCCAAAACGAGCCGGGACAGUUAGAGGCAGAUGAGGAAGAACAGGAGGAGCUUAGACCAGGCCUCUCCCUGGACACUUGCAUGCAGCCCCCCGACAUUGCACAGGAAAUCCUUUCAUAUGGCGAUGGAGUAUUUAGUGUUGCACCCGCACAAGGCAACAAACCGGUUGGUUUUUUCACCAUACCAAAGUUAGAGGCCAUGGCUUUUCCUGUACAAUUUCCGACAGGAGAGAACACAUUAGAUGAAGCUAGAACCGUCUCCCUGUCCCCGAGCCUCUACUUUAAUUCUAGGCUCUUUGCUGCAGAUACGCGUUUUGCAAGUGACCAGAGUUAUCUUUUCUUUGCUCAGUUUGUUACAGAGACUCACCUCGUGACAAAUAGUAUGUCUAUACAAAUGCGCAAAGGAAAGUCAAAAACCAAAGACGGCUGAAGGAUUAAUAAUGUCAUGCUCCAGGACAAGGAUGAGGUAGAACGGCUCAUUAUGAGCCAAGAUGCAACCAGGUUCAUGCAGCCUCUUAGAGGCACUCCAGCCUAUUGAAAUAAAACUCUUAAAGAUGUGCACGCCAUGGUUCGUCAAAUUGGAAAACCAACAUUUUUUGCCACAUUUUCCGCUGCUGAGAUGAGAUGGCCUGAGUUCAUAGAGGCCAUCAAAGCUCAGCAAGGUGAACAGGGGCUGUUUUCAGAUUUGGAUUGGAAAUCAAAAUGUGACAUUCUGAGAAGUAACCCCAUCACAGUAAUGCGCAUGUUUGAAAAGAGAGUAGAGGCUCUCAUGACGAAUCUCAUCCUCUCCCCUUCACAGCCGAUUGGUGAAGUGGAAGAUUAUUUUUAUCGCGUUGAGUUCCAAGCCAGGGGAAGCCCGCACAUCCACAUGCUCAUUUGGAUAAAAGAUUCACCUAAAUUUGAAGAGGACCCCGAUAGUCACGUCAUGGAAUUUAUAGAUAGGUACAUUA
Acanthopagrus latus (yellowfin seabream) is the source of this 2561-nucleotide messenger RNA. RefSeq lists its product as uncharacterized. Bases 200 to 2041 code for a protein of 613 amino acids. The record is from RefSeq and is a predicted model, not a curated record. The transcript is spliced from 2 exons. NCBI's taxonomy places the organism in Eukaryota, Metazoa, Chordata, Actinopteri, Spariformes, Sparidae.